AUGAAGACCAAUGAUAUUGCCUUAAUUGAAUUGUCUGAACCAUUAUAUUUGAAAAAACACCAUGGUUAUCUGAAAGCAGUUUCUAUGCCCAAACAAAAUCAAAUACUAUCGCCGCGACUACAUUGUGUGGCAACCGGUUGGGGUAGAGUUAAGUUUGACGGACAAACAUCAAAAAUUUUACAAGAGGUCGUACUACCCAUUUUUGAUGGCAACAAAUGCGAACAAAUUUGGAAAGAUUUAUCAUUAAACAAAAAUUAUCAAAUUUGUGGCGGAUAUGAAUUGGACGAAACUUAUCAUACGUGUGAAGGUGAUAGUGGCGGACCAUUAAACUGUCAAUUAGAUACCGGUGCUUGGGUUAUUGCCGGCAUUAAUUCAUAUGGCUAUGAUUGCGGUAAAGAUGGAGUUCCCGAUGUUUUUACUAGAGUUUCCGGUUAUCGCCAGUGGAUCGAUGAUAAUAUGAAACCUAAGAAGAAUUAUUUUAAAAAAUAA
Oppia nitens is the source of this 489-nucleotide messenger RNA. RefSeq names its product enteropeptidase-like. Lineage: Eukaryota; Metazoa; Arthropoda; Arachnida; Sarcoptiformes; Oppiidae. The transcript has a single exon. Gene Ontology annotation, biological process: proteolysis. The coding region runs from base 1 to 489 and encodes 162 amino acids. The record is from RefSeq and is a predicted model, not a curated record. Gene Ontology annotation, molecular function: serine-type endopeptidase activity.